Messenger RNA from Anopheles stephensi (Asian malaria mosquito), 4389 nucleotides. RefSeq names its product unconventional myosin ID (gene Myo31DF). Gene Ontology annotation, biological process: actin filament organization; vesicle transport along actin filament. Gene Ontology annotation, molecular function: microfilament motor activity; actin filament binding; ATP binding. The coding region runs from base 512 to 3598 and encodes 1028 amino acids. Gene Ontology annotation, cellular component: actin cytoskeleton; microvillus; myosin complex. The transcript is spliced from 9 exons. The record is from RefSeq and is a predicted model, not a curated record. Lineage: Eukaryota; Metazoa; Arthropoda; Insecta; Diptera; Culicidae.
AUCAGUUAAUCUUUUUUUUUUACGUUACUCAGAAGUGACGCGGUUAAUCUAGUUAUGCGUACGCUAUUUUGUUGCGUUUUGUCGUCUGCCGUGCGUUCGCUGUGCCAGUGAUGAGUUGGACAUUAACGCCGCGCCUUCUGAUACUGUCCCCGCCGCGUCGGCCCUGGUAGGCAUCGGAAUUCGCGUCAUUUGCGUUACUGCACACGGAGUCACGGAUACGGUAAUUAAUUCAUCCGGACGCGAAAUUUCACUGCAUGUUGCGCUGUGUUGUUUAGCGGCUUUUGUUCUGUGUGUUUUGCGGCAUUGUUUGGUUUGUCCUCAUAGGAAGAGUGGCAUUAGAAAGUGACGAUUGUGCAAGCGAGUGGACGGGUUAACCGGGCCGCCUAGUUUUUGUUUUCAUUUCGGUUCCACCCCAAAAGAAGAAGCGGUUGACGGAGUGCGAUCAGCUAUAGUGAACAAACCCCGAAAAAAGGGUUUCGAUAUUGUCCGGUGAACUGCACGAGCAUACAGGAUGGCGCACCAUCAGGGGCAGGAGGUCGGCGUACAAGAUUUCGUACUGCUGGACUCGGUAACGGAAGAAAAAUUCAUGGAUAACCUCAGGCGAAGGUUUCAGGCCGGCAAAAUCUACACAUACAUCGGUGAGGUUUGCAUCUCGGUGAAUCCGUACCGCGAGAUGAACAUCUACGGUCCGGAGUACGUCAACCGGUACAAGGGGCGGGAGCUGUUUGAAAAUGCGCCCCACAUCUUUGCCAUCGCCGAUGCCGCCUAUCGGGUGUUGAAGCAACGCAACAACGAUACCUGCAUCAUGAUUUCGGGCGAAUCGGGUGCCGGCAAAACCGAGGCCUCCAAAAUAAUUAUGAAGUACAUAGCGGCCGUCACGAACCAGGGCAAGCAGGGCGAGAUUGAACGCGUAAAGAACGUGCUCAUCAAAAGCAAUGCCAUUUUGGAGUGCUUUGGCAAUGCGAAAACGAAUCGCAACGACAACAGCAGCCGCUUCGGCAAAUACAUGGACAUCGAGUUCGACUACAAAGGAGAUCCGGUCGGUGGCAUAAUUACCAACUAUUUGCUGGAAAAGUCCCGCGUCAUUCAGCAGCAGAGCGGUGAACGGAACUUUCAUUGCUUCUAUCAGCUUUUGCGAGGUGCCUCCAACAAUGAGCUUCAACAGUUUAAUCUGGGAAGAGAUCCGGUGGCGUAUCACUACACAAAUCAAGGAAGUACGGAGAUUCUGUCGGAAAAGGGGGACUAUCGCGCGACGACCGGUGGCCUGCAAGCGCUCGGGUUUAGUGCGGACGAAAUUUCCAUGGUGUGGCGCACGGUUGCGGCCAUUCUGCAUUUGGGAAAUAUUGAAUUUCAAAUGCAGGACGAGAAAAUCACAAUUACGAACGGCCAAACGCUGGCAAACGUUGCUCAACUGCUGCAGGUGACUGCGGACGAAAUGCGUACCGCCCUGACGGAGCGCGUGAUUGCGGCGCGGGGAGAAAUUAUGACGAAGAGCCACGACACGAAGCAGGCGGAGUAUGGCCGGGAUGCGUUAGCGAAAGCGAUAUACGAUCGUAUGUUUACCUGGAUCAUCCAGCGCAUCAACAAGGCCAUCGUCGUCCCGGGCAGCAAUACGCAGAAGCGCUACAACCGGGUGAUUGGUGUGCUGGACAUUUACGGGUUCGAAAUCUUCGACCGUAACAGCUUCGAACAGUUUUGCAUCAAUUACUGCAACGAGAAGCUGCAGCAGCUGUUCAUCGAGCUGGUGCUGAAGCAGGAGCAGGAGGAGUACAACCGCGAAGGCAUUGAAUGGACCAAUAUUGAGUAUUUCAAUAAUCAGAUUAUUUGUGCCUUGGUAGAGCAAGCCGACAAGGGUGUCAUCGCGAUCAUGAACGAAGCCUGCCUGAAUGUGGGUAAAAUAACGGACGAAAUGUUGUUGGGUGAUAUGGACAAAAAGCUGUCCCACCAUCCCCACUACAGCAGCCGUCAGCUGAAACCGAUGGACAAGGAGUUGCGCCACAAGGAAGACUUCCGCAUAACGCACUACGCCGGCGACGUCAUCUACUCCAUCAGUGGGUUCAUCGAAAAGAACCGGGACACCCUGUUCCAGGACUUUAAGCGCCUGCUGUACGGUUCGCACGACAAGCUGAUCAGCUCGAUGUGGCCCGAAGGAGCGCAGGACAUUGCGAAAACGACGAAGCGCCCGCUGACCGCCGGAACACUGUUCCAGAAGUCGAUGGCCGAGCUGGUGGCGACCCUGCUGCGCAAGGAACCGCUGUACGUGCGAUGCGUUAAACCGAACGACAUCAAGAGCCCGACCGUGUUCGACGAUGUUCGGGUCGAGCAUCAGGUCCGCUAUCUGGGACUGCUGGAGAACGUGCGGGUACGGCGAGCCGGGUUUGUGCAUCGCCAACGGUACGACAAGUUUUUGCUCCGCUACAAAAUGAUUUCCCAGUACACCUGGCCAAACUUCCGCGGCGGCAACGAUCGGGACGGGGUGAAGGUGCUGAUGAACGAGAAAAACUUUAGCCACGAUGUGCGGUUCGGCAGGACGAAGAUCUUUAUCCGUUCGCCGCAAACGCUGUUUGCGCUCGAGCAGCAACGGAACGACAUGAUACCGCACAUCGUGACGCUGCUGCAGAAGCAGGUGCGCGGCUGGAUCGCACGCCAGAGGUACAAGAAGAUGAAGGCGGCCCUCGUCAUCAUGCGGCAUUAUCGAAAGUACAAGCUGAAGAGCUACGUGCAGGACUUGGCCGUCCGGUUUCGUAAUGCACGCACGCUGCGCGACUACGGCAAGGGCAUACAGUGGCCCCAGCCGCCGCUUGUCGGUCGGCAAGCGGAACGGCACCUGCGGAUGCUGUACGGCCGCUGGCGUGCCGCGAUGAUCCUGCGCAAGUAUCCGCGGGAAGAGUGGCCCCAGCUGAGGCUGCAGAUAAUCGCGGCCAGUGCGUUCCGCAAGCGGCGCAAGUUCUGGGGACACGAUCGCCGUUGGUUGGGCAACUAUUUGUCGAUCGUGGCCGAAAACAGCAACUACUCGUCGUACAAUGCGAGCGUGCGGAACAUCAAGAAUGCGGACCACUUCGAGACGAUCGUGUUUUCGGCGUUUGUGAAAAAGUUUAACAAGUGCAACAAAUCGGCCGACCGUGCGAUCAUCGUGACGGACAGCGCCAUUUACAAGCUGGACGGUGCGAAGAACAAAUUCCGCAACAUGAAGCGAACGGUUCCGAUUCGGGAGAUCACAUCGAUCAGUGUCAGUCCGGGGCGCGAUCAGCUCGCAGUGUUUCAUUCGCACCAUAACAACGACCUGAUCGUGUCGUUGCAAGGCGAGCAUCAGCCGCUGAAGGAGGAUCGCAUCGGAGAGCUGGUGGCACAUGUCGUUAGGCGAUACUUUGCUAUCGCCCAACAAGAGCUGCCAGUGAAUGUGGCAUCCACGUUCCCGCUGCGUCUGGGCAAUAAGUCACGCUCGCUUAGCAUCGAGGCCGCCGUUGGACAGGAUUUGCCGGAGUUUUCGCACGCCGGCACAUUCAUCGUCUUCAAGGUUCCUCCGGCAUACGCCAGCCCGCUAGUAGAGUCGACGGAACCAGCCGCCCCUAACAACACGUUACCACAACGAUACUAGUAGACUGUAAUAGGUAAAACGACAAACAAACUCAGAACAAGCAGAAGUGCCAUUAAUAGCAAAGCGAGAUCAAUCCAGGCAUUUGUCACCAGUAUUGACAAAAAAGCAGCCAACCAAUCCACACGCAUUUCGUGAAAGUGCAUUCCACAUUUGACUUGGCGCGGGUUGAUGGGAACGCGAGUAUGUAACUGAAUGUGAUAAGAGAGAGAGAGAGAGAGAGAACGAGUGAGAGCGAGAGAGCGAGUAUUUUGUGUUACCUUUGUACGAUUUUUAUGUGGAACAUUAACCAGCAUUACGACAAAUCAUAUAUCCAUCCAUACAAUCAACGAGUAGGUCCCCCCCUGCAUAACGACCGUUUGUUGGGAGGGGAAACCAAUUCUUCUUUUGCGGCACCAUCUUAUUACGUAUUUUAUAUAGUUUCCAAUUUUAUCGUUAUGAUAGUUUAGCGUUAAGGAUGUUCUUAAAGAAUGCUUCGGAAGCUAUAAUUCGUUUUCUUUUUCUCGGUUUUGUGUGUGUGUGUGUGUGUGUGUGUGUGCGUGAUUGUACUUACUAGCCGGACAGGAGUAGUCUGCGCACAUACCUGGUCUGUGCAAUGUUUCAUCGCGUCCUUGCGUAAAUGCUGCGAUUUGUGCCUUUAACAAUAUGUCCAUUAGUUGCAACGGCAAUAAAACUUUUAGUAUUAAGCUUUUACGUCCCCAAUGCGGCAAACGCCUGCAUUCGGGGGUUCGACGCUGACUCCAGAUAUGUUUUACAAAAUACAACGCUGAAUAAAGCUUUCAUCAAGAUUUGAA